GGGCAAUGCAGUGGCAAGGUGCAUUCAUGGUUGUCGAUCCACUCACGCUGAGCGCUAUCGUGCACGCCCAGCGAGAAGACAGUCGGGAAUUAGCGUCGGGCGACGAGGGAAAGCAGCGUGAGGGCACUGUCACCGACUCUCAAGUGGCCAUGCAGAUGUACCGGGAAGAUUUAUGAAGCUUUGCAGCAAUUGCUCGAGACAACAGAACAGCAGCAGUGGCAGAGGUGCCCUACGUGCAAAGCUAUCGUGGAGCUCAACACAGGCUGCAAUCACAUCACAUGUCGAUGCGGUGCAAACUUCUGCUACGUGUGUGCAGCACCCUGGCGGACAUGUGGCUGCCCGCGAUGGGAAGAGCGACGCCUGCUAGAGCGCACAACCGAGAUCGUGGACCGCAACCCGAAUCGUCGCCUCUUCAGACCACCUCGCAUCGAACACGAUCAGCCUGAAGCUCGACACCGAUCACCAUCCAGAUCGGUCAUAGCCCCCAUGGCAGCUCCCACAACUCGACCCCGAGAACCCAGUCCGGCAUCAAAACGGGAAUCCGAUUUCUCAGACCACUCAGAGCGGCAGCACAAUCGUUGGCAAGAUGGCAAUCCCACCCCAAAUGCGCCGCCAACUUUACACACACUCUCAGCCACGCCCUUUUAUGUUGUAGCACGCAACGAGCGAAUCGCUAACGCAAUUGAAUUUUUACGAGAAAACCACGCGUGUACCCAUGACAAGUGGCGAUGGGUAAGAGGUCCACAUCAGUGCGAGGAAUGUCGACAUGUGUUGAGACAGUAUAUUUUCGAAUGUCGACAUUGUUAUCUUCAGGCUUGUAAUCGGUGUCGGAGGAAUCGGCUUUGAAGAUGGAGGAGGAGGAGGAGGGGAUUCGAGCUGGUAGAUAGAUAGAGUGAAAGUAUAUGGAUGAGCAGACGGACAGAUGAUGGGUGAUUAUCAGGAAUUUUGGAGCAGAAUAUAGGAUACUGUCUGUCUAUACUUCUAUGCACGCACAUUCUACUUCGUGAGAAGGGACGUAAUU
Pseudocercospora fijiensis CIRAD86 is the source of this 1021-nucleotide messenger RNA. RefSeq lists its product as uncharacterized. The coding region runs from base 487 to 846 and encodes 119 amino acids. The record is from RefSeq and is a predicted model, not a curated record. The transcript is spliced from 2 exons. Lineage: Eukaryota; Fungi; Ascomycota; Dothideomycetes; Mycosphaerellales; Mycosphaerellaceae.